UCCACCUCAUUCAUAGAAGUUUUGUACGGUCACUUGGCACCAGUAAAAUCUGGAUUGGCAAUAGCGCCUCCCAACUCAUUUUCCCGAGAAAGUUCACGGGAAAAUUCAGUCUAGCACACGGAACACAGAGCCCACAGCAAGAGCGAGAGGGAUCCGGGUCUCGAUUCGUCUUCGAUCUCGGUAGGACCAGAUUGAAGAUUAAAGAAUUCAGGAACGAAGUCACUGAUAUCGUCGAGAAACAGAUUGAGAAAGAGAGGGAUUGUAGAAGCAGUAAGAUGACGGGGAUGGUUGCUAGGGUGAGCAGCGGCGUGUUGCCGGUGAUGCUGCUGCUGCUGCUGCUUCUGCUACCGGCGGGCGAGGCCAUAUGGUUGAAUCUGCCGUCGACAGGAACGAAGUGCGUGUCAGAGGAAAUCCAGAACAACGUCGUCGUUUUGGCCGAUUACAUCGUCAUAUCCGACGAUCAGAACCGCCCUUCCCCUACCAUCUCUGUCAAGGUAACGUCACCAUAUGGCAACAAUCUUCACCAUCAGGAGAAUGUAACCCAUGGUCAGUUUGCAUUUACAACUAAAGAGGCUGGCAACUACCUGGCAUGUUUCUGGGUGGGUGGCCAUCGUGAAGGAAGUGGAGAUGUAAGUGUUAAUCUUGACUGGAAAACUGGGAUUGCGGCUAAGGAUUGGGAAUCAGUUGCAAGAAAAGAAAAAAUUGAGGGUGUUGCGCUUGAGCUGAGAAAGCUUGAAGGAGCUGUAGAGGCGAUCCAUGAAAACUUGAUGUACCUCAAGGAAAAAGAAGCUGACAUGAGGAUAGUAAGUGAAAGAACCAACACUAGGGUGGCAUGGUUCAGCAUUAUGUCCUUGGGGAUUUGCAUUGUGGUUUCAGUUUUGCAAUUAUGGUACUUGAAGAGAUUUUUCCAAAAGAAGAAGCUGAUCUAGACCCGCAAAUCUAAAGAUGGCCCUGGUGCCAUGGAAGUUGUAGAAGCAACACAUUGUUCUCAUAGACUCAUUUCUAAUUACGCGGGAAGAAAUUUUUGAAACAUUUGUAAGGUAUUGUGCUUUUUAUUGUUUUCUUUCAGUUAGCCAGAAAGUCUGUUACCAUUUUCUCCAUCCAUUACAUGUAGUUUGUGACUGUGACUCCAUGUUUUUACCCUUUUCCUCUUCCUCCCCUAUCAGAAAUAUAUUUACAGGAAUCGUGAUAUGCUUUCAGGAUUUUUGAAGCCUA
This is a messenger RNA of Diospyros lotus (date-plum), 1215 nucleotides long. RefSeq names its product transmembrane emp24 domain-containing protein p24delta3-like. Bases 276 to 929 code for a protein of 217 amino acids. Gene Ontology annotation, biological process: Golgi organization; endoplasmic reticulum to Golgi vesicle-mediated transport; intracellular protein transport. Gene Ontology annotation, cellular component: Golgi apparatus; endoplasmic reticulum; endoplasmic reticulum-Golgi intermediate compartment. The record is from RefSeq and is a predicted model, not a curated record. Lineage: Eukaryota; Viridiplantae; Streptophyta; Magnoliopsida; Ericales; Ebenaceae. The transcript has 4 exons.